CAGAGAUCACCGCGCCGCGUACAUCGCCAUCUGGCGAGCAGGCCAGUAGUUAGUAGUAGUCUUACAAAAUGGCGCUGAAGGGACAAGUCGGUCAAAAGAUUAUGAAUGAGGUAAUCAAGCAAAAAAAGAAGACAACAGGUGGUGUAGAAUGGCGGAUCUUGGUGGUGGAUCAGCUCGCCAUGAGAAUGGUGUCUGCAUGUUGCAAAAUGCACGACAUCAGCGCUCAGGGUAUCACUCUGGUAGAAGAUAUUAAUAAGAAGCGCGAACCUCUGCCGACGAUGGAGGCCAUUUACCUCAUCACGCCCUGUAAUCCGUCGGUGCAAAAAUUAAUCGAUGACUUCAGUAAUCCUACGAGGACCACUUAUAAAGUCGCUCACGUGUACUUCACAGAAGUAUGCCCGGAGGAGCUGUUCAAUGAAAUCUGCAAGUCUCUCGCCGCUAAAAAGAUCAAAACCCUCAAAGAGAUCAACAUCGCAUUUCUGCCGUACGAAUCGCAGGUCUUCUCCUUGGAUUCACGUGAAACUUUUGCCUGCUUUUACAAUCCCUCUUUCUCCAACUUGAGACCGGCUAACAUGGAGCGUAUUGCCGAACAAAUCGCAACACUUUGCGCCACUCUUGGAGAAUAUCCUUCAGUCAGAUAUCGCAGUGAUUUCGACCGCAACGUUGAACUCGCCCAAUUGGUACAACAAAAGCUAGACGCAUACAAGGCUGAUGAACCGACAAUGGGAGAAGGGCCUGAGAAAGCACGUUCUCAAUUGUUAAUCUUGGACAGAGGAUUUGAUUGUGUUUCACCUCUGUUACAUGAACUUACGCUGCAAGCCAUGGCAUACGACUUGCUGGACAUUGAUAACGAUGUGUACAGAUUUGAGGCAACAGCAGGUCAGGAGAAAGAAGUAUUGUUGGAUGAGAAUGAUGACUUGUGGGUGGAACUCAGGCAUCAACAUAUUGCUGUAGUGUCUCAGAACGUGACUAAAAAUUUGAAAAAGUUUACAGAAUCAAAAAGAAUGCCACAGGGUGAUAAGCAGAGCAUGCGAGACUUGUCGCAGAUGAUCAAAAAGAUGCCGCAAUAUCAAAAAGAACUAAGUAAAUAUGCUACACACUUGCAAUUAGCUGAAGAUUGCAUGAAACGUUACCAAGGAAACGUAGAUAAACUUUGUAAAGUGGAGCAAGACUUGGCUAUGGGUACCGAUGCGGAAGGCGAACGUAUCAAAGAUCAUAUGAGGAACAUCACUCCGAUUUUGCUUGAUCAGACGGUGAAUCAUUUGGACAAAUUACGCAUCAUAGCUUUAUAUGUCAUUAGCAAAAAUGGCAUCACCGACGAAAAUCUUAACCGUUUGGUUCAUCAUGCCCAAGUGUCCGUCGAUGACAAACAGACCAUCGUUAAUAUAGCAAAUCUUGGCAUCAAUGUUGUUGUAGAUAGCAAUCGUAAAAAACUAUACACGGUACCACGUAAGGAGAGAAUCACAGAGCAAACAUACCAAAUGAGCCGUUGGACUCCAAUAAUUAAGGAUGUUAUGGAAGAUUCCAUUGAGGAUAAACUCGAUUCUAAACAUUUCCCAUUUCUUGCUGGACGUGCAGCCAGCUCGGGAUAUCACGCACCAACCAGUGCGCGAUAUGGACAUUGGCACAAAGACAAAGGCCAGCAGACCAUCAAAAACGUUCCUCGCUUGAUCGUUUUUAUUGUUGGUGGAGUAUGCUUCUCUGAAAUUCGAUGCGCAUAUGAAGUCACGAAUGCAUUAAAAAAUUGGGAAGUCAUAAUUGGUUCAUCCCAUAUAAUUACACCGAAGUCAUUCAUGAACGACUUGAGUAAAAUACAUGUUUAAAUUAUCAGAUAGCUGAAAGAAGAAGUGACAUUCCACGCCCUUGAUUGCCAUUAACUUCGACUCCAUCAGUAAUACCAGCUAUGAAACCAAUGAUCUCGAAUACGAAAUUAUAGUAUUUAACUAAAUAAUGAAUACAGAGUCAAUUCUUUAAGCGAGAGCGCCUUGUUCGAGGCAGAAAUGAGUAUUCAAUAAUAUAGUCAGUCGAGUAACAAUGAAAGUAUUCGUGUAUUAGUCGAGCACGAAAAGUCUUGAUCGGUUGAAUUAUCUUGAAUCAAGUGCCUGCGCGAAUACAUUAUCAUCGGAGAUCGUAUGAGACACGUUGGCAAUACUGAUGUAGAUCGCACGAAGGUGUAUAAUGGUAUUAGGCUCACGAUCGAGCCUUUAGCAAAAAAUUAGAGAUAUAUUCACGUGCGUUAUAUCACUCUUUGUCGGUAAUAAGAGAGGAAAUUUGCGAAGAUCUAUGUGUGUUGUAGAAGAUCGUGUUAUUCCUGUACAUUUCUCGUAUUAGUAUUUCGUUAUCUUGUGCUCGUUGAAGCUUAUUGAUCGCAUAUGCAAGUUGACGUUGACGAUGUAGAUUGUCUUUAUUUAGCUCUUUUUACUUCUGUAGAAAUUAAUUCUAUUAGGCGUUCCAUCUAAAUAUCGUAUUACAAUUCACACUUUAUUCGCUUCGACACUAAUUCAAAGAAGAUAACAAGUGAUACAAUGUUAUUUAUUCGAUAUUAUUUUUCAACUGCUAGUUGAACUACUAGUUAGUAGCAUUAAAUGUAAAAUAAAACUGUUAGUUGUACGAA
Messenger RNA from Linepithema humile (Argentine ant), 2614 nucleotides. It is a transcript of the gene Rop, whose product is annotated as Syntaxin-binding protein Rop. Gene Ontology annotation, molecular function: syntaxin binding. Gene Ontology annotation, biological process: vesicle-mediated transport; neurotransmitter secretion; intracellular protein transport. Lineage: Eukaryota; Metazoa; Arthropoda; Insecta; Hymenoptera; Formicidae. Gene Ontology annotation, cellular component: plasma membrane; secretory granule. The record is from RefSeq and is a predicted model, not a curated record.